Molecule: messenger RNA, 7291 nt
Organism: Paramuricea clavata
Lineage: Eukaryota; Metazoa; Cnidaria; Anthozoa; Malacalcyonacea; Plexauridae
Source: the annotation of a GenBank genome assembly
GACAACGUUCCUCACGCUGACGACAAGGUUCCUCACGCUGAGGACAACGUUCCUCACGCUUUGGACAAGGUUCCUCACGCUGAGGACAAGGUACCUCACGCUGAGGACAAGGUUUCUCACGCUGAGGACACAAGGUUCCUCAAGCUGAGUACAAGGUUCCUCACGCUGAGGACAACGUCCCACACGCUGAGGACAACGUUCCUCACGCUAAGGACAAGGCCACUCUCGCUGGGAUAAGGUUCCUCACGCUGACGGCAAAGUCCUCACGCUGAGGAAAAGAUUCCUCACCCUGAGGAUAAGGUUCGUCGCUCAGAGGGCAAGGUUCCUCAAGCUGAGGACAAGGUACCUCACGCUGAGGACAAGGUUCGUCGCGCUGAGGACAAGGUUCCUCAAGCUGAGGACAACGUUCCUCACCCUGAGGACAACGUUCCUCACGAUGAGGUCAACGUUCCUCCCGCUGAGGACAAUGUUCCUCACGCUGAUGUCAAAGUUCCUCGCGCUGAGGACAAGGUUCCUCACGUUGAGGACAAGGUUCCUCACGCUGAGGACAAGGUUCCUCCCGCUGAGGACAAUGUUCCUCAAGCUGAGAACAACGUUCCUCACGCUGAGGACAACGAUUCUCACGCUGAGGUCUAGGAUCCCACGGUGAGGACAAGGUUCCUCAAGCUGAGUACAAGGUUCCUUACGCUGAGGACAACGUCCCUGACGCUGAGGGCAAGAUUCCUCACGCUGAGGACAAGAUUGCUUCGCUGAGAACAAGGUUCCUCACGCUAAAGACAAUGUCCCUCACCAUGAGGACAACAUUCCUCACGCUUUGGACAAGGUUCCUCACGCUGAGGACAAGGUUCGCCACGCUGAGGAGAAGGUUCCUCUAGCUGAGGACAAGGUUUCUCACGCUGAGGACAAGGUUCGUCGCGCUGAGGACAAGGUUCCUGAAGCUUAGGACAAGGUUCCUCAGCCUGAGGACGACGUUCCUCAGCCUAAGGAAGACGCUCCUUACGCUGAGGUCAAGGUUCCUCGCGGUGAGGACAAAGUUCCUCGCGCUGAGGACAAAGUUCCUCACGCUGAGGACAAGGUUCCUAACGCUGAGGACAAGGGUCCUCACGCUGAGGACAAGGUUCCUCGCGCUGAAGACAAGGUUCCUCACGCUGACGACAAGGUUGGUCACGCUGAGGAAAAGGUUCCUGACGCUGAGGACAAGGUUCCUCAUGCUGAGGACAAGGUUUCUCACGCUGAGGACAAGGUCCUCAAGCUUCCUGAGGACAAGGUUCCUCACGCAGAGGACAACGUCCCUCACGCUGAGGCAACGUUCCUCACGCUAAGGACAAGGCCACUCUCCCUGGGAUAAAGUUCCUCACGCGGACGACAAAGUCGUCAGGCUGAGGAAAAGGUUUCUCACGCUGAGGACAACGUUCGUCACGUUGAGGACAACGUUCCUCACGCUGAGGACAACGUUCCUCACGCUAAGGACAAGGCCACUCUCGCUGGGAUAAGGUUCCUCACGCUGACGGCAAAGUCCUCACGCUGAGGAAAAGAUUCCUCACCCUGAGGACAAGGUUCGUCGCUCAGAGGGCAAGGUUCCUCAAGCUGAGGACAAGGUACCUCACGCUGAGGACAAGGUUCGUCGCGCUGAGGACAAGGUUCCUCAAGCUGACGACAACGUUCCUCACCCUGAGGACAACGUUCCUCACGCCGAGGUCAACGUUCCUCCCGCUGAGGACAAUCUUCCUCACGCUGAUGUCAAGGUUCCUCGCGCUGAGGACAAGGUUCCUCACGUUGAGGACAAGGUUCCUCACGCUGAGGACAAGGUUCCUCCCGCUGAGGACAAUGUUCCUCAAGCUGAGAACAACGUUCCUCACGCUGAGGACAACGUUUCUCACGCUGAGGUCUAGGAUCCCACGGUGAGGACAAGGUUCCUCAAGCUGAGUACAAGGUUCCUUACGCUGAGGACAACGUCCCUGACGCUGAGGACAAGAUUCCUCACGCUGAGGACAAGAUUGCUCUCGCUGAGAACAAGGUUCCUCACGCUAAAGGCAACGUCCCUCACCCUGAGGACAACAUUCCUCACGCUUUGGACAAGGUUCCUGACGCUGAGGACAAGGUUCGCCACGCUGAGGAGAAGGUUCCUCUAGCUGAGGACAAGGUUUCUCACGCUGAGGACAAGGUUCGUCGCGCUGAGGACAAGGUUCCUGAAGCUUAGGACAAGGUUCCUCAGCCUGAGGACGACGUUCCUCAGCCUAAGGAAGACGCUCCUUACGCUGAAGUCAAGGUUCCUCGCGCUGAGGACAAAGUUCCUCGCGCUGAGGACAAAUUUCCUCCCGCUGAGGACAAGGUUGGUCACGCUGAGGAAAAGGUUCUUCACGCUGAGGACAAGGUUUCUCACGCUGAGGACAAGGUCCUCAAGCUUCCUGAGGACAAGGUUCCUCACGCUGAGCACAACGUCCCUCACGCUGAGGCAACGUUCCUCACGCUAAGGACAAGGCCACUCUCCCUGGGAUAAGGUUCCUCACGCGGACGACAAAGUCGUCAGGCUGAGGAAAAGGUUUCUCACGCUGAGGAGAACGUUCCUCACGCUGAGGACAACGUUCCUCACGCUAACAACAAGGUUCCUCACGCUGAGGACAACUUUCCUCACGCUUUGGACAAGGUUCCUCACGCUUUGGACAAGGUUCCUCACGCUGAGGACAAGGUUCCUCAAGCUGAGUACAAGGUUCCUCACACUGAGGACAACCUCGCUCACGCUGAGGACAACGUUCUUCACGCUAAGGACAAGGCCACUCUCGCUGGGAUAAGGUUCCUCACCCUGACGACAAAGUCGUCAGGCUCAGGAAAAGGUUUCUCACGAUGAGGACAACGUUCCUCACGCUUAUAACAACGUUCCUCUCGCCAACGACAAGGUUCCUCACCCUGACGACGAGGAUCCUCACGCUGAAAACAAGGUUCUUCAGCCUGAGGACAAGCUUCCUCAAGCUGAGUACAAGGUUCGUCACGCUGAAGACAACGUUGCUCAGGCUGAGGACAACGUUCCUCUCGCUGAGCACAAGGUUUCUCUUGCUUAGGACAACGUUCCUCACGCUGACGACAAGGUUCCUCACGCUGAGGACAACGUUGCUUACGCUGAGGACAACGUUCCUCACGCUGAGGACAACGUACCUCACGCGGAGGACAACGUACCACGCGUUGAGGACAACGUUCCUCACGCUGAGCACAAGGUUUCUCUUGCUUAGAACAACGUUCCUCACGCUGACGACAAGGUUCCUCACGCUUUGGACAAGGUUCCUCACGCUUUGGACAGGGUUCCUCACGCUUAGGACAAGGUUCCUCACGCUGAGGACAAGGUUUCUCAUGCUGAGGACACAAGGUUCCUCAAGCUGAGUACAAGGUUCGUCACGCUGAGGACAACGUUCCACACGCUGAGGACAACGUUCCUCACGCUAAGGACAAAGCCACUCUCGCUGGCAUAAGGUUACUCACGCUGACGGCAAAGUCCUCACGCUGAGAAAAAGAUUCCUCACCCUGAGGAUAAGGUUCGUCGCGCAGAGGGCAAGGUUCCUCAAUCUGAGGACAAGGUUCCUGACCGCGCUGAGGACAAGGUUCCUCAAGUUGAGGACAACGUUCCUGACCCUGAGGACAACGUUCCUCACGCUGAGGUCAACGUUCCUCCCGCUGAGGACAAGGUUCCUCGCGCUGAUGUCAAGGUUCCUCGCGCUGAGCACAAGGUUCCUCACGCCGAGGACAAGGUUCCUCCCGCUGAGGACAAUGUUCCUCAAGCUGAGAACAACGUUCCUCACGCUGAGCACAACGUUUCUCACGCUGCGGUCCAGGUUCCCACGCUGAGGACAAGGUUCCUCACGCUUUGGACAAGGUUCCUCACGCUGAGGACAACGUCCCUGACGCUGAGGACAAGAUUCCUCACGCUGAGGACAAGGUUGAUCUCGCUGAGAACAAGGUUCCUCACGCUAAAGACAAUGUCCCUCACCCUGAGGACAACAUUCCUCACGCUCUGGACAAGGUUCCUCACGCUGAGGACAAGGUUCGCCACGCUGAGGAGAAGGUUCCUCAAGCUGAGGACAAGGUUUCUCACGCUGAGGACAAGGUUCGUCGCGCUGAGGAGAAGGCUCCUCAAGCUUAGGACAAGGUUGCUCACCCUGAGGACGACGUUCCUCACUCUGAGGAAGACGUUCCUUACGUUGAGGUCAAGGUUCCUCGCGCUGAGGACAAAGUUCCUCACGCUGAGGACAAGGUUGCUCACGCUGAGGAAAAGGUUCCUCACGCUGAGGACAAGGUUCCUCAUGCUGAGGACAACGUCCCUCACGCUGAGGACAACGUUCUUUACGCUAAGGACAAGGCCCAUCUCGCUGGGAAAGGUUCCUGACGCUGACGACAAGGUCCUCACCCUGAGGAAAAGGUUCCUCACACUGAGGAUAAGGUUCGUGGCGCUGAGGACAAGGUUCCUCAAGCUGAGGACAAGGUUCGUCACGCUGUCGACAACGUUUCUCACGCUGAGGACAAGGUUCCUCAAGCUCAGGACAAGGUUUCUCACGCUGAGGACAAGGUUCCUCACGCUGAGCACAACUUCCCUCACGCUGAGGACAACGUUCUUUACGCUAAGGACAAGGCCCAUCUCGCUGGGAAAGGUUCCUGACGCUGACGACAAGGUCCUCACCCUGAGGAAAAGGUUCCUCACACUGAGGAUAAGGUUCGUGGCGCUGAGGACAAGGUUCCUCAAGCUGAGGACAAGGUUCGUCACGCUGACGACAACGUUCCUCACGCUGAGGACAAGGUUCCUCAAGCUGAGGACAACGUUCUUUACGCUAAGGACAAGGCCCAUCUCGCUGGGAAAGGUUCCUGACGCUGACGACAAGGUCCUCUCCCUGAGGAAAAGGUUCCUCACACUGAGGAUAAGGUUCGUGGCGCUGAGGACAAGGUUCCUCAAGCUGAGGACAAGGUUCGUCACGCUGUCGACAACGUUUCUCACGCUGAGGACAAGGUUCCUCAAGCUCAGGACAAGGUUUCUCACGCUGAGGACAAGGUUCCUCACGCUGAGCACAACUUCCCUCACGCUGAGGACAACGUUCUUUACGCUAAGGACAAGGCCCAUCUCGCUGGGAAAGGUUCCUGACGCUGACGACAAGGUCCUCACCCUGAGGAAAAGGUUCCUCACACUGAGGAUAAGGUUCGUGGCGCUGAGGACAAGGUUCCUCAAGCUGAGGACAAGGUUCGUCACGCUGACGACAACGUUCCUCACGCUGAGGACAAGAUUCCUCAAGCUGAGGACAACGUUCCUCACCCUGAGGACGACGUUCUUCACGCUGAGGUCAAGGUUCCUCGCGCUGAGGACAACGUUUCUCAAGCUGAUGUCAAAGUUCCUCGCGCUGAGGACAAGGUUCCUCACGCUGAGGACAAGGUUCCUCACGCUCAGGACAACGUUCCUCACGCUGACGACGUGGAUCCUCACGCUGAAAACAAGGUUCUUCAGUCUGAGGACAAGGUUCCUCGCGCUGAGGACAACGUUCCUCACGCUGAGGACAAUGUUCUUCUCGCUCAGGACAAGGUUCCGCACGCUGACAACGAGGAUCCUCACGCAGAAAACAAGGUUCUUCAGUCUGAGGACAAGGUUCCCACGCUGAGGACAAGGUUCCUCACGCUGAGUGCAACGUUCCUCACGCUGAGGACAACGUUCCUCAAGCUGAGGACAACGUCUCUCACGAUGAGGACAACGUUCCUCACGCUGAGGUCAAAGUUCCCACGCUGAGGACAAGGUUCCUCACGCUGAGGAAAAGGUUCCUCACGCUGAGAACGCCGUUCCUCUCGCUAAGUACCACGUUUCUCACGCUGACGACGAGGUUCCUCAAGCUGAGUACAAGGUUCCUCACGCUGAAGACAACGUUGCUCACGCUGAGGACAACGUUCCUCACGCUGAAGACAACGUACCUCACGCUGAGGACAACGUUCCUCACGCUGACGGCAAGGUUCCUCACGCUGAGGACAACUUUCCUCACGCUUUGGACAAGGUUCCUGACUCUUUGGACAAGGUUCCUCACGCUGAGGACAAGGUUCCUCAAGCUGAGUAGAGGGUUACUCACCCUUGAGGAGAACGUCCCUCAGGCUGAGGACAACGUUGCUCACGCUUAGGGCAAAAGCACUUUCGCUGGGAUAAGGUUCCUCACGCUGAUUACAAAGUCAUCACGUUGAGGAAAAGGUUCCUCACGCUGAGGAUAAGGUUCGUCGCGCUGACGAGAAGGUUCCUCAAGCUGAGGACAAGGUUCCUCACGCUGAGGACAAGGUUCGUCGCGCUGAAGACAAGGUUUCUCAAGCUUAGGACAACGUUCCUCACCCUGAGGACGACGUUCCUUACGCUGAGGUCAAGGUUCCUCGCGCUGAGGACGGAGUUCCUCACGCUGAGGACAACGUUCCUCACGCUGAAGAAAAGGUUCCUCACGCGGAGGACAAGUUUCGUCGCGCUGAAGACAAGGUUCCUCAAACUGAAGACAACGGUCGUCACGCUGAGGACAACAUUCCUCACGCUGAGGUCAAGGUUCCCACGCUUAAGACAAGGUUCCUCACGUUGAGGACAACGUCCCUGACGCUGAGGACAAUAUUCCUCACCCUGAGGACAAAGUUGCUCACGCUGAGAACAAGGUUCCUCACGCUAAAGACAAUGUCCCUCACCCUGAGGACAACGUUCCUCACGCUGAGGAUAAGCUUCUUCACGCUGAGGACAAGGUUUCUCACGCUGAGGACAAGGUUCCUCAAGCUGAGUAGAAGGUUCCUCACCCUGAGGACAACGUCCCUCGGGCUGAGGACAACGUUCCUCACGCUUAGGACAAGGCCACUUUCGCUGGGAUAAAGUUCGUCACGCUGAUGACAAAGUCGUCACGCUGAGGAAAAGGUUCCUCACGCUGAGGAUAAGGUUCGUCGCGCUGAGGAGAAGGUUCCUCAAGCUGAGGACAAGGUUUCUCACGCUGAGGACAAGGUUCCUCAAGCUUAGGACAACGUUCCUCACCCUGAGGACGACGUUCCUCACCCUGACGACGACGUUCCUUACGCUGAGGUCAAUGUUCGUCGCGCUGAGGACAAGGUUCCUCACGCUGAGGACAAGGUUCCUCACGCUGAGGACAAGGUUCCUCGCGCUGAAGACAAGGUUCCUCACGCUGACGACAAGGUUGCUCACGCUGAGGAAAAGGUUCCUCACGCUGAGGACAAGUUUCGUCGCGCUGAAGAGAAGGUUCCUCAAACUGAGGGCAACGGUCGUCACGCUGAGGAGAACGUUCCUCACGCUGAGGUCUAG